This is a messenger RNA of Sinocyclocheilus grahami, 1268 nucleotides long. RefSeq names its product serine/threonine-protein kinase ULK3-like. The transcript has 12 exons. Gene Ontology annotation, molecular function: protein serine/threonine kinase activity; ATP binding. Gene Ontology annotation, cellular component: cytosol; cytoplasm; phagophore assembly site. Gene Ontology annotation, biological process: reticulophagy; autophagosome assembly; autophagy of mitochondrion. The record is from RefSeq and is a predicted model, not a curated record. The coding region runs from base 126 to 1268 and encodes 380 amino acids. NCBI's taxonomy places the organism in Eukaryota, Metazoa, Chordata, Actinopteri, Cypriniformes, Cyprinidae.
GUGUUGGGAACCACUGGUGUAGAUCAUGUGCAGGUUUUGAUUGACAGAUUGAUUGGUUUCAGACUGACAGCAGGGAGGCGGUGGCUGUGAAGGUGGUCAGUAAGAAAAGUCUGAAUAAAAGCUCAAUGGAGAACCUGCUGACAGAGAUUGAGAUCCUGAAAACAGUCCGGCAUCCUCACAUAGUGCAGCUCAAAGACUUCCAGUGGGACAGUGAUAACAUCUAUCUGAUUCUGGAAUGGUGUUCAGGAGGAGAUCUGUCCCGUUUUAUCCGCAGUUGCCAGAUUCUUCCGGAAAGUGUCGCUCGUCGCUGCCUACAGCAGAUCGCAUGCGCUCUUCAGUUUCUCCAUGAGAAGAACAUCUCUCAUCUGGACCUCAAACCGCAGAACAUCCUGCUGAGUGGAAACGUGCUGAAGCUCGCAGAUUUUGGUUUUGCGCAGUACAUGAGCCCAUGGGACGAGCAGCAGGCUCUGAGAGGCUCUCCGCUCUACAUGGCUCCUGAGAUGGUGUGCAGACGGCAUUAUGACGCUCGAGUGGAUCUGUGGUCCGUCGGGGUCAUCUUAUACGAAGCUUUAUUUGGACGAGCUCCCUUCGCCUCUCGCUCUUUUGCUGAACUAGAAGAGAAGAUCCGCAGUGAGAAACCCAUCGAGCUGCCGCCCGGAGCGCGAGUUUCUCGUGACUGUCGAGAUCUGCUGCUGCGGCUGCUGGAGCGAGACCCAGAGAGCCGCAUCACGUUUGACGAGUUCUUCCUGCAUCCCUUCGUGGAUCUGGAGCACAUGCCCAGCGCCGAGAGCCUCGGGAAGGCCAAAGCGCUGGUGUUGCAGGCGGUGCAGAAGGACCAGGAUGGAGAGCGAUCGGCUGCGUUAUCUCUCUACUGUAGUGCACUCGAACACUUCGUUCCUGCCAUUCACUAUGAGACGGACAGACAGAGGAAGGAAGCACUGAGACAAAAGGUGAAUCAGUAUGUUUCUCGUGCCGAGGAGCUCAAAGCGCUGGUCAGAUCGGACAACAAGAUCACUUUUGAGAAGGCAAAAUCAACCAGGAACAUAUUAAUAGAAAUGUCCAGAGAUCAGCCGCGUUUACUAACUGCCCUGGAAGUGGCGUCCACUGCUGUUGCCCAGGAGGAGAGCGGCGCGGAGGACUAUGACACGCUUGAUUUAUACCAGCAGAGUCUGGGCGAGCUGCUGCUGGCGCUAGCAGGUGAAUCUCAGGCCCGGCGCAGAGAGCUGCUCCACAGCCAGGUGAGAAGAUCACGAUUUAUGUGCUUGUGA